GCAUGGCACUCUCGGCCUUCGGCCACCAAAUCUUCCAUCUUCCUCCGCUGUUUUCAUCAACCCUUGUCGCACCACAUCUCCCGGUUGCAGGGGCAGGGUUUGUGCUCUCUUUAAAGGCCGUGAGAAGCCAGCAUCUGACGAUUUAUUCUUCAGGCAGAAGUCCUAACUGGGAUGUAUCUAAGAAAACCAAGAGCUAGCAGUGCAGAGAAAGCCUUGUCAUACCAAGAACAGCAAACAAAGAUAAAUGAAGUCCGAUGUCUCUUGGGUCAAUUGGCAGAAAGGCUGCCAAAUUUCUGUUCAGAUGCUUCAAUACUGCGGUAUCUCCGAGCAAGAAAUUGGGAUGUUCAGAAGUCAGGUAAAAUGCUGAAGGAAACUCUAAAGUGGAGAUUGGAAUGUAAACCGGAAACCAUCCGCUGGGAAGAUGUUGUCCAUGAGGCUGAGACAGGAAAAAUCUACAGAGCUAAUUAUCUUGAUAAGUAUGGAAGAGCAGUUCUUGUAAUGAGGCCUGGAUUUCAGAAUACUAGCUCAGCCAAAGGGCAGAUCAAGUACCUGGUGUACUGCAUGGAGAAUGCCAUCUUGAACUUGGCAGCAGAUCAAGAACAGAUGGUGUGGCUUAUUGAUUUCCAGGGCUGGACUAUGGCAAGCACAUCGGUGAAGGCGACCCGUGAAACAGCUCGUGUGUUGCAGGAUUAUUACCCCGAAAGACUGGCUCUAGGAAUCCUCUACAACCCCCCAAGAAUCUUCGAAUCCUUUUCAAAGGUAGUGAAGCCAUUUGUGGACCAGAAGACAUACAAAAAGGUUAAAUUUGUUUACUCGGAUGAUGCAGAAAGCCAGAAGAUUAUGACAGACCUCUUCGACAUCAAUAAGCUGGAAUCUGCGUUUGGGGGUCAUAAUCAAGAUGGAUUUGAUAUCAGCAGUUAUGCUGAACAAAUGAAAGAGGAUGACAAGAAGAUGUCUGAUUUCCUCAACUCAGGAGGUUCUGUGCUCUCCAAAGAACCAUCCCUUUUGUCCAUUCUCCAGAAACCAGAGCCCUCGACAUCUGAAGCCCUGUCACAGGGCUCAUCAGAUUCGUUUUCCUCGGGUGAUGAGGAAUCUCCCAGGUCACUUCAUGUCAAAAACUCAAACCAAAAUUUGAAUGCACCGCAGGUGAACCGCAGUGACAGUGGAGCUGCUAAAUCAGAAGCUCAACACGAGCUGAUGAUUCAAAUGAGGGAGUCUGCUUAAUUGAUGCAUAAACCUUUUCUCCGUCAUGAGAUAAUUGUUGGAAUGUUAAAUUAAAUUUUAUAUCUAGAUUAGAAGUUCGACUUUGAGAUUCCUGAUAUAACCAGGAGUGCCAAUAAAUCAAGUUAGAUCAUGGUGCAUAUGACUUUGUAACAUCAGAGAUUAAAAGAGACAUUGAAAAAUGAUAAAUAAAGUUUUUGUUAUCCAUA
Molecule: messenger RNA, 1430 nt
Organism: Musa acuminata AAA Group (dessert banana)
Lineage: Eukaryota; Viridiplantae; Streptophyta; Magnoliopsida; Zingiberales; Musaceae
Exons: 6
Coding region: 172-1224 (350 amino acids)
Molecular function (GO): phosphatidylinositol transfer activity
Source: RefSeq, a predicted model, not a curated record